UUUUUUUUUUCUUUUUUUUUUUUUUUUCUUUUUUUGAUCUUCAUAAGUGCUUUGAGUUUUGUGGGUCUGGAGACACAGUUCAAUGGUUAAGAACUCUUGUCGUUUUUCAUGGCUGGUUUGGCUCUCCUGAAUCUAGCUCUGAAGACCUGACUGGCCCUGAACCUGCCCUCUGCCUCCAGAAGAGCAUUUUUCUUAUAGAUAAAGGUCCUAGGUUUGGUUCCCAACAACCACCUACAUGGCAGCUCAAAACUGUCUGCAGCUGCACUUACAUGGGUUCUGAUGAUUUCUUCUGACCUCCAAAUGCAUUAAGCUCACAUGGUACACUUACACACAACAUAGGCAAACACCCCCCAUCCCCACCCCCACCCCCGUUUAGCAGAGAAUGACUUUUUGGUAUUUAUGGCAUAUUAUUGUAAAUCUGGAACCAAGGCUGUAUGGUGUGUUCAUCUCCCUAGUCCUGUGUUCUGCAGAAAGGUGAGUGCUGAUUUACACCAAUUCAAGUGGCACUUGGUCCAGGAGUGGUUGGUGACUUGAGUCUGGGGUGUUACCAAGUCAAUAACCUCUAAAGAGUGAUUUUCAUCACGAAUGGGUUUAGAAGAUGUGACCUGGAAGUAAAAGAAAUCACAAUGGGGACCCAUAGAAGAGAUAAUAGGCAGUGUGCAGUAAACACCAGAAAUAGUUAUAAUCUGUGUUGAAACUCUUGCAAUUAAAUUGUUGCUUUCUGAUUUUACUUCUAAAUACAUUACUAAACUCCGUUCCUGAUUUCCAUUUUUACUCUAGAAGCACAGUCUAACAUUAAGUAGUGUACAUGCUUGAUUUGAAAAUAGGCAAGAAUGCAGUCAGGUGUAGAGGUCAGAGAAGAGCUUUCUCUAUUUUCUCUGCAUCACAAGUGUCUUCAUCCUCUGAGCUAUCUUGCCAACUGGUUUUCUUAAAAAUGUCUUAUUAGUUUAGAAUGAUGCUAGCUGUGUGUGAGAGAAUCAGGUUACAUGAAGGCGAUGAUGCUGUUCAGUACCAACCCUUUCUUCAACUGUGUUUCAGUGUAAAUUUCCUGUUUCAUUACUCCUUAAGUUCAAAGUUUAUGCUUUUCUUUCUUUUAUAUCCCCCCCCCCUCCCCCAGCUUCCCUCUCAAUGUAUUUGUGAGUGAAUUUUGCUUGUGUUGUAUGGUGGCAUUUAAAGUAUUUUCAGAAGAUUGACCAUUACCACCCUUAACUUUCUAUGGUUUCUUCUUUACUCUUUAAAAUCAGUUGAGUGCUUUUCAGAUAUUUUUAAUAUAGUAAUAUAUCAAUCUUACCCCUCCUCCAUCAAAAUGUGUUUAUUGGAUGUGUCCCAGCUCAGUCUUGAUCAGGCAGGAUGCCUUCAGUGGUGCUUUGUCUUGAAGGAACAGCCUUCCGUCAUUCGUGUUUUUCUGCCUAUGGCCUGACAGAGGAUGGUGGAGCAGCCAACAUAUAGACUACUGUUUGUGAUGGCUUAAUUUAAGACUGUGGUGAUUUUAUAGUAUCCUUGCUUUUUCAUAUUCAAGACGGACUACUUGGGGUUCUACGCCAUAUACCUACCCAUCGUGUAUUUCUUCUAUUCUGGAGGAUGAGAAUCAUCUUUUGGGAGGGUCAUCUUCUCUAUAGGGAGGCUGUCACCACGGAAAAAGGCUCCUGGUGGCCCUCCCUACCCACGUCGAUAUAUAGCUUUAGUUGUUUUGGAACUCCGCUACAUAGGUAGGCUUGUAUUUGCCUGCCUGUGUCUCCUGAAUGCUGGGAUCAAAGUUGUGUCACCAUUCCCCACCUGUUCUGUCGUUUCAGUCACAGUUAGGGUCUACCUUUUCCAUGUUGUUCACAGCUGGCAAUGGCUUUGGGUCUUUGGGAUCUUGGAAGCGAAUUCAUAAAAUAUAAGAUCACAGACACCUUUAUAUCUAUCUGCCCCGUUCUGCCUAGUAGGCAGAGUGUUCCUAUGGUUUGUUCCAGGACUACUCAGCCAGCAAGGACAAUAGGACCAGAACACACCAUUUUGUCUUCCACUGUCUACUCUUUCAUAGAGAAAUAACCUCUACCAGACUAAAUUUUCUUUUUUUAAAAUUAUUUUUAAUAUGUUAAUACUGCAUAGAUAUAUCUUUAAUUCUCAAAUUAUCCCAUUUUCAAAGAGCACUGGCGUGUUUGAAUUUGACCUUAUGCUGUAUUUGAGACUACAUUAUUGUGAGGCCUGCUUCAGUGUACUUCCUCCUAUGAUCCAGUUGGAAAGGGAAGCCAAGGGUUAGGGCUAAGGUUUGAGAUUGAGUAUCUUUUCCUCCCCCCCCCCCCACACCCCUGCGUGACUGUGAAUGCUUUAAUUGAUUAGUGGUAUUUUAGUAGCAUGAACAACCAAGUCUGUUGUUGAAAUGUGUCCCUCAACAUGGAUCCCUCUUCCGAGUUAGUACAGCUAUUGAUAUUAUUUUGUAAUUGCAUCUCAUGACCCUUAUGCCACAUUGGGUAUCAGGACAACUUCAUGUAUUACCCAGUAUGUGCGGGGGGGGGGGGGAUUUUAGGAAUUAUCAGGGUCAAUUGGAAGGCUUUCAGACUUCCAAUAUACAUAAUUCUGUUUGGUAUAGAGCCAGUGUACUAAAUUUUAGUUAAAUAAAAAUCUAGAGAAGUAAUACUUAAUAUGUAAUUGUUAGCAUGCCUGAUUUUAAUAAUGACAGUGGUUUUAGUAUAUUUAGUUAUUAUAUUAAUUAUAUAUUAAGUAAAAUAUUAGCACAGUGUGUCCUUUUUUCCCCCUACCUUUCUUUGUCUUGUUUUAAUAAGUCACACCUAGGUUAUAGGAUCAUAUAUUGGUCAUAUUGCCAAAAGGGACCAUUAAGGUAUAGGCAUCCCUUGACAGACUGUUGUGGGAUUCCUCCAGAUGCCAAAGCACAUGGAAGGCUCAUAUUAUUUGUAAAACUGUAGAGCGAGAAAUGGUGUCUUGUGUCUGUAGUGUCCACUACUUAGGAUGCAAGAGAGGAGAAUUGUCAAUUUGGUUCCAGUCUGGGUAACAUGGUGAGUUCCUACCUGAAAACCGGCCUGUGCAGGUCCUUCUCUACUUAGAUCUGCUCUCAGUUAUUUGUAUCACUAGCAUAAAGUAAACUCUCUGUGGAUAUCUGUGUCACUUUAUUGUUUAGGAAAUAAAUACUCUUAGAGAUGUAGCUUAUUUUAAAUUUAUUAUUUUAAAUUUUGUGUAUGUGUAGUGCCAAAGGAGGUCAGAAGAGGAUGGUGGAUCCCAAUUGUGAGUUGACAUUUAGAUACCAAUAAUGAGCCCAGGUGUCAACUUUUGCCGCCUCCUCCUCCUCCUCUUCCUCUUCCUCCUCCUCCUCCUCCUUUUCCUCUUCCUCUUCUUCUUCCUCUUAUAAUAAUGAUAAUAUUAUUAAUUCGUGGAGUCUGUCAUCUGUUAGUUAAGUCACCUGGCAGCCUAUAUGGUCUUCUGCCUUUCCUAUGGAUGUUUUUGGGUUGCGGGGAUUAAUCGCGUAGAAUGUUCACAUACCAGGGUUUUUGCAGCUUGCGUGUACCAGGAGCUAGAAACAGAAGAGGUGUACCACCAUAAGACCGUGGGCCGAGAAAGACUUCUCUCUGUGCUAUAACCCCAAGGCCUGCCUCUUGUCUCUUGGUAGUUGGCUUUCAAUAUGGGCUAGAUUUGUUGUUGUUGUUCUCGUUUGUUUGUUUGUUUGUUUAAGCUCAGUUUUUAAGUUAUGGGUCCUAGGUAGCCCAGACUUGUCUUGUGGUGGCCCCCCUGUCUGUAUUCCCAACUGCUAGAAUAACAAUUGUAAGCCACAGAAUAUAGCUUAGCUUACUUCUCAGGGUGGUUAUUUGAAUGAAAUAUAAGGUCUUAGCAUUCUGAAGGAACAGGUUUGUUAAUGCAGUUUGCCUCUUGGAAAGCUGAGUCAGAUAAACAGUGUCCUUCCUCUCAUAGACAAGACAUAUAAGUUGGAAUUAGCUCUGGUAAUUUAUCUCUUCAGAAGCUAAAUGCAUAUCAAGAGUUUUUUGGAGUUUGCCCAACUUAGUGAUAAUGGUGGGAGUUGAUUAUGGAAGAGGCAAACUAGACCCUCACGUACCCUGAGGUUGGUUGAUUAUUAGGUAGGCCAAGCAUGUAUUUGGCUGACUGCAUAGAAAGGCUUUGGUGUGAGGGCCUUUCUGAUAGUCCAGUCUCUCCCUAAGUAAGAUUUUUAAGUACAGUCCUUGUGUUUUCUGAUUUCCGAGUAACACAAUGUCUUCAUGGAGACAUUUAGAGAUUUACGGAUAACGUCUGACACCUGCUUGUGCAAGUGCUUUAUCUGAGUGCUGCUGCUAUGCUUUCAGCUUAUCAGUUUGAACAUUUUAGAGUGAGGAUGUCUACUAAUUAUGUUCCUAGACAUACAUACAUACAUCAAAGAAAAAUACUGUAGUGCUUCCUUCUUGGAGAGCACAAAGUAGUUGGAGUAUAUCGAAACAGUGGAAAUUAGUGUCUCUGAACAAAGAAAUCAGGAUAACAGAGGGAUAGCUGAAAGUUAUCUACUGUCCAGGAUCAGAAUUCAUUUUAUAAAGGAGAGAGGAAGAGAAGCUAGCUGUACUUGGUUUGACUUACCUCUAAUACUAGAAUGUCAAAGUCAAGGCAAUGGUGGCAUUAUGAAAUUGGAUAUCUUUUUAUAUUAUUAAGUUGAAAAGGCUGUGUUUCAACUCAUCAGCUGACCCCCCCCCCCCAAUAUAAAAAACAAAAAGAAGGGAUGCUGUUUGUUCCAUCUCCUACUUACAGUGAUCCCUCCAAUAGGGUACUGGGUCAAUACCUUAGCCAAUCAGCUGCUGCAAACAUAGUGUUGUCAAUAAAUAAAUUGUUUUCAGCUUUUUGUGCCACAGAGCCACAUAGUCAUUAACUUGAACCAGAAGUCAAAUGUAAACACCUAUUUUAGUUUCUUUCAAGAGGAUACCAGCAGCAAUGACUGGAGAAGAGCUUCUUAGAGCUGGGGCAUUGUAAAGGGAAGCUAGAAUCUGUAUAUGAUUCUCACACUUCAUUUCUCUCCAACCGUAUAUGUGUAACAGGUUCCCUCUUUCUCAUCUCAUUUCCCCAGAAGUGGUGUUCACCAAAAUUUCUGGCUUUCUUCUUUACAGUUUCCUGCUGUGGGUGCUUUCAUUAGAGCCAACUGAAACUGAGUCUGCAAUAAUGGAGUGGUGGAGAGAUUCUUCUUGUAUGGCCUCCUUCCUGUCUAAGGAAGGAACCCAGACUAGCCUGAGCCACCGCUUUAUCAUUUAUACAAUGCAGUGGCACCAGUCUGUAUGUGGGUAUCACAGGCUUCAGAGAAGAUGUCACUUCCCUCUUCAGAAAAUGCUGUGCUUUUAGUAUGUUUUCCACGGUGACCUAAGAAGUGGCCAUGGUAACUGUCAGGUAUCACACCUCAGGAAAAGCUAGCAUCUGCCUUUACCAUUUGCAAGGUUUAACUUAAUUAGUGCCUGUAUUUUAAAAGCCCCAAAAGGUAAAAUAACACAGUCAACUCAUUAGGAUGGGGUGUCCCAUUGCCUUGAGUAUGAACUUUGUUUCAGUGCCCUGCUCGGUUUUCAGCCACCAUCUUUGCUUGUCUUGGAAAGACAUAAAGAGAAGCAUGUGGGUAGUGCAAAGCAUGUGUUUUGCACAUCAUUGUCAGAUGAAGUUCAAAAGCUUCAAAGAAAAUGACUUUGAAAAUUAAAAAACAAAAAAGAGACCUGUGCCCCAGUUGGGGAGGCCAGUUGGAGGCCUGCCUUUUUCACCCCUCUCAGCAGCUGCUAGGCUACAGAGCCUGUUUUGUGAAAGAUCCUCCAGAAACAAUGAGGGAAAACAGCUUCAGCUUGAUUAGAUUAGAUCAAUUUAUGUGCCGUGGGGAGGGGCCUAGGCAGGGCUGGGGGAGGGGUGUGCUGUGCUGGCAGUGGCCCAUGCCUGCCCAUCCGGUCACUUCCCAAGUAAUGAAGCUCCCGUGGUGGCUGGAAUUGCAGGAGGGGGGAGGGAGGAAUUGGAGGAGGAGCAUGUGAAGAGAGAUUUCUGCAGUCUGUCUGGAGAGCUGCCCAGGUUUCCCAGCCAAAAAAACAAAUAAAAAUAAAUAAAAGCCAAGUGCUGAAUGACACAGAUUAUGAUAUUAAAAAGGGAUACCGUUGAAACAUUGCCCUGUUCCCUGCUGUUGUUGGAGAUGGGUGUGUGCAGCAGGGAGGGGCAGUUAGUGCACUGUAUAACAGGCCAUUCCUUGGACAUAAAAGUCCGUACAAUUAAAUUGUGAGUGUCCCUUGCCAAUAGGGUCCCCUCCCCCCUCGUGGCAGAAAUUCUGUAAUUUUGAUUUGUCUGCAUUGCAGGUUGUGGAAAUAGCAGGAUGGAAAGCUAGUUCCCUUCGCCUUUUCUCAUUUUAAUUCAUCAAAAUGGCAAAAACCAGGGAGGGGGAAAGUCAGCCAGAUGCCCCCUCCUUUCAGUGUUCAAUUCUCUUGCAGGCACAUAAAUAAUCUUCUCUCCGACUGUCUCCCCUCCCCCUCAGCCCCCGCUGGUGUUCGGCUGUCCUAUUGCCUCGCGGAGUCUGCACUGCCGCUUGCUUAUUACGUACUGGGGAGGAUUGUUGACAAGUGCUCCGGAGCCUGCCUCACUGCGUUCUCCCUCCCUCCCUCCCCUCCUCUGUCCUUCUUCCUCUGUCUCUGCAAUGAUCCGGCUCUGAGGAUGGCUGCUCCACGGGUCUGUCAGGUGCAGUUUUUGGUGGCUUAUCUUGAGGAACCUGGGAUAGAAGGGCUCCUUGGUAAUGACCAGUCUAAGGCAUUAGGACCAGCUUCAGAGCAGUCAGAGAAUGAGAAGGAUGAUGCCUCCCAAGUGUCCUCUACUAGCAACGAUGUUAGUUCUUCAGAUUUUGAAGAAGGGCCGUCGAGGAAAAGGCCCAGGCUGCAAGCACAAAGGAAGUUUGCUCAGUCUCAGCCGAACAGUCCCAGCACAACUCCAGUGAAGACAGUGGAGCCUUUGCUGCCCCCGCCAGCUACUCACAUUUCUGACCUCUCUAAAAGGAAGCCUAAGACAGAGGACUUUCUUACCUUUCUCUGCCUUCGAGGUUCUCCUGCGCUGCCCAACAGUAUGGUAUAUUUUGGAAGCUCUCAGGAUGAGGAGGAUGUCGAGGAGGAAGAUGAUGAGACAGAAGAUGUCAAAACAGCCACCAACAAUGCUUCAUCUUCGUGCCAGUCAACCCCCAGGAAAGGAAAAUCCCAUAAGCAUGUACACAACGGGCAUGUUUUCAAUGGCUCCAACAGGUCAGCACGGGAGAAGGAACCUGCUCAGAAACACAGAGGCAGAGAGGCCACGCCCGGGAAGGAGAAGCACAGUGAGCACAGGGCUGAUGGCCGGAGGGAGCAGGCUUCAGUGGCUCAGCCCACAGCCAACCCGCCUGCGGGCUCCUCGACCAAGGGGCUCGCCGCCAGCCACCAGCCUCCCCCUUCACAUCGCUCGGCUCAGGAUUCACGGAAACAGGUGUCUAAGGUAAAUGGAGUCACUCGAAUGUCAUCUCUGGGUGCAGGUACAAACAGUGCCAAAAAGAUCCGAGAAGUCAGACCGUCACCAUCCAAAACUGUGAAGUACACUGCCACAGUGACCAAGGGGACUGUCACAUACACCAAAGCCAAGAGAGAACUGGUCAAGGAAACCAAACCCAGCCACCACAAACCCAGUUCAGCCGUCAACCACACAAUCUCAGGGAAAAGUGAAAGUAGCAAUGCAAAAACCCGCAAACAGGUGCUAUCCCUCGGGGGGGCGUCCACGUCCACCGCGCCGGCUGCCAGCGGCCUCAAGGCCAGCAGCAGGUUGAACCCAAAGUCAUGCACUAAGGAGGUGGGGGGGCGGCAGCUGAGGGAGGGGCUGCGGAAUUCCAAAAGGAGACUGGAAGAGGCACAGCAGGUGGAUAAGCAGCAGUCACCCCCCAAGAAGAUGAAGGGGACAGCAGGCAUUGCUGAAGCCCCUGGCAGAAAGGCCUCGGCGGCUUCAGGAGAGAAGUCUCUGCUGAACGGACACGUGAAGAAGGAAGUGCCCGAGCGGAGUUUGGAAAGGAAUCGGCCAAAACGGGCCGCAGCUGGCAAGAAUAUGCUGGGCAAACAAGCACAUGGCAAGUCAGAGGGCACCCCCUGUGAAAAUCGUUCUACCUCGCAACCCGAGUCCUCGCACAAGCCGCACGACCCGCAGGGCAAGCCAGAGAAGGGGAGCGGCAAGUCUGGGUGGGCAGCGAUGGACGAGAUCCCUGUCCUCAGGCCCUCCGCCAAGGAGUUCCACGACCCGCUCAUCUACAUCGAGUCAGUCCGUGCUCAGGUGGAGAAGUACGGGAUGUGUCGCGUGAUCCCCCCUCCAGACUGGCGGCCAGAGUGCAAGCUCAACGACGAGAUGCGCUUUGUCACGCAGAUCCAGCACAUCCACAAGCUGGGCCGGCGCUGGGGCCCCAAUGUACAGCGGCUUGCCUGUAUAAAGAAGCACCUCAGAUCUCAGGGCAUCACCAUGGAUGAACUCCCCCUCAUAGGAGGCUGUGAGCUCGACCUGGCCUGCUUUUUCCGGCUGAUUAAUGAGAUGGGCGGCAUGCAGCAAGUGACUGACCUCAAAAAAUGGAACAAACUAGCAGACAUGCUGCGCAUCCCCAAAACUGCCCAGGACCGGCUGGCCAAGCUGCAGGAGGCCUACUGCCAGUACCUGCUUUCCUAUGACUCCUUGUCCCCCGAGGAGCACCGACGACUGGAGAAGGAGGUGCUGAUGGAGAAGGAGAUCCUAGAAAAGCGCAAAGGGCCAUUAGAGGGGCACACAGAGAACGACCACCACAAGUUCCACUCCCUGCCCCGCUUUGAGCCCAAGAAUGGGCUCAUCCAUGGUGUUACACCCAGGAAUGGCUUCCGUAGCAAGCUCAAGGAGGUGGGCCGGGCACCACUCAAGACAGGCCGGCGGCGACUGUUCGCUCAGGAAAAAGAAGUGGUCAAAGAGGAAGAAGAAGACAAAGGUGUCCUCGAUGACUUCUACAAGUGCAUCUACAAGGGAAGAUCUGUUUCUCUAACAACUUUUUAUCGAACAGCAAGAAACAUCAUGAACAUGUGCUUCAGCAAGGAGCCCGCACCAGCAGAGAUCGAGCAAGAGUACUGGAGGUUAGUGGAAGAGAAGGACUGUCAUGUGGCCGUUCACUGUGGAAAGGUGGACACUAAUACCCAUGGCAGCGGGUUCCCGGUGGGGAAAUCAGAACCCUUUUCAAGGCAUGGAUGGAACCUCACUGUUCUCCCCAAUAACACAGGGUCCAUCCUGCGUCACCUUGGUGCUGUGCCUGGAGUGACUAUUCCCUGGCUAAAUAUUGGCAUGGUCUUUUCUACCUCAUGCUGGUCUCGAGACCAAAAUCACCUUCCAUAUAUCGACUACUUACACACUGGUGCUGACUGCAUUUGGUAUUGCAUUCCUGCUGAGGAGGAGAACAAGCUGGAAGAUGUGGUCCACACCCUGUUGCAGGGCAAUGGUACCCCAGGGCUGCAGAUGCUGGAGAGCAAUGUAAUGAUCUCCCCAGAGGUGCUGUGCAAGGAGGGGAUCAAGGUCCACAGGACUGUACAGCAGAGCGGGCAGUUCGUUGUCUGCUUUCCUGGAUCCUUUGUGUCUAAAGUGUGCUGUGGUUACAACGUCUCUGAGACUGUGCACUUUGCUACUACCCAGUGGACGAGCAUGGGCUUCGAGACUGCCAAGGAGAUGAAGCGCCGCCAUAUAGCUAAGCCAUUCUCCAUGGAGAAGUUGCUCUACCAGAUUGCACAAGCAGAAGCGAAAAAGGAAAAUGGCCCCACCCUCAGUACCAUCUCAGCCCUUCUGGACGAGCUCAGGGACACAGAGCUGCGGCAGCGCAGGCAGCUGUUUGAGGCCGGCCUUCAUUCUUCCGCACGCUAUGGCAGCCAUGACGGCAGCAGCGCAGUGGCGGAUGGGAAGAAAAAGCCUCGAAAGUGGCUGCAGCUGGAGACUUCAGAGAGGAGGUGCCAGAUCUGCCAGCACUUGUGCUACCUGUCGAUGGUGGUACAGGAGAAUGAGAACGUCGUGUUCUGCCUGGAGUGUGCACUGCGCCAUGUGGAAAAACAGAAGUCUUGCCGUGGGCUGAAGCUGAUGUACCGCUACGAUGAGGAGCAGAUCAUCAGUUUGGUCAACCAGAUAUGUGGCAAAGUGUCUGGCAAACACGGUGGCAUUGAGAACUGUCUCAACAAACCCACACCAAAAAGAGGUCCCCGCAAGAGAGCGACUGUGGAUGUGCCGCCAUCUCGGCUCCCGUCCUCAUGAAGAUGCUGAACCCACGGUCACUCACUUCUAUAUUUUUUGUAAUUACUAUAUUCUAGUUUGGAGUACUUGCUGUAGGAUACAAGCUGUCUUUGCACUAGCUCUAAAGAAGAAUUUCUUCUGGUUUUAGAGAACUGAUUUUGUUUUAGCAUUAAACUGUUGAAGUUUUGUACGUAGACACCUAGGUCCUGCAGUCAGGUUGGAAGCUGCGUGCACUCACUGUCUAAACCCUUGAGGGCUGGAUUGAUUUGUGUCGCCCCACGGCUGAGAAAAGCCUUUUUUGUUUGUUUUUGUUUUGUUUUGGUAACUGUUAAAGAAUAAAGGCUUUUUAACCCAUUUUUGAAGAGGGUGAAGUUUGGAGAACAAGUUUUAAAACCAUCAGUCAGAUGAGAUUUUUUCUAGUUUGGAAAAGGGAUAGAGGACUCUCACACACACACACACACACACACACACACACACACACACGAAAACUUGAAAUGGCUUUUUUUGGCUGUCUUUUCUUCUGACAUUGCGAGGGGAGUUUGUAACUUUGAGCCCCGUUUGUUUGGCUGGGCGGCUAUGGCAGCUGAAGCGAAAUGUGAGGUUUGAGUGACGAGGUUCUCACACCAGCACAUCACUAUGCAUCCGCUCGAGGAAGAGAGAGGACAAAGACUGCCUGCCUUGGAGGGUCACUGAGGGAGACCUGUGCCUGAUUUCAUUAGGAAAUCCAUUCUGUUAUUUUUUUUUUUUUUGGUGCUGUUGGCUACUUUAUCAAAAACAAAAAACCCUUCGAUAGCAUCCUUGAGGAAAGAGGAAAACAGCAGUUGACUGUAAGUGCUUCCCUGUCAUCCACGUGCAAUCUCCUGACAUCCCACCUCCAUCUCUGCUCGUGUCCCUCACACAUCAGCAUUAAUCUCUGUUUCCCACACUUGGCCACUAAGUCUGCAGUUGUUUUGAAUGUGAAGACACAUCUGUGCUCAUCCUGUCUGUUUUUUCUCUUCAUGUUUUAACAAAAAAGAAAAAAAAAACAAAAAAAAAAAUCCCAUCCCUUUUGUACAUACUCCUGUAAAUUGUUUUAAAUACUUGAGCCUUUUCUCGGUGGGGGGAGGGAAGGGGUGAGAAGAUGAAGAAAAAGCCUUACAUUUCAGUUUCUUCAUCGCUGGAUUGGAUGCUUACAGGGUUUUUCUUGUAACAUUUAUAAGUGCUGCUUACAUCACUCAACAACAACAAAACAUGGUAAUGGAGUAGCUGUUGCCCUUCUCCGGUUGUGUGUACAGUAUGUGUGGAAUAAAAAAGGGAAACUGUUUUCACAAGCUGUUCUUUGUUUCAUAAUUGGAUCAGUCCGUGGCUGCCCAUAUUGCACUGAGCUUGCCAGUGGGGACUGCCAGGGACGUCCUCGGUCGGAUCCACGUGGGUGGUGGUUGUUGCAGAAGACUGAACUGUUGGAAUAUUUAACGAUCACCUAACAGUCGAGUGUUUCCCAAUGUGGUUGUCCAGUUCCUAUGGCCUUGCUGUGUACUUUUCCUCUUUGACAGUAAACUCUCGCCUAUGGCUUACAGUUUGACAUUUAAUUUAUUAGCGCUGCUCUGCACCCUCCCGCAGGGAGGUUCUGUGUGGUUGAUUGCCCGUUCUUUGUUUACUUUUCAGGUUUGUACUACAAGGUUUAAUAAUAAAAACAAGUUUUUUGGA
Messenger RNA from Rattus norvegicus (Norway rat), 11892 nucleotides. RefSeq names its product jumonji and AT-rich interaction domain containing 2 (gene Jarid2). Gene Ontology annotation, molecular function: DNA binding. The record is from RefSeq and is a predicted model, not a curated record. NCBI's taxonomy places the organism in Eukaryota, Metazoa, Chordata, Mammalia, Rodentia, Muridae. Gene Ontology annotation, cellular component: ESC/E(Z) complex; nucleus. Gene Ontology annotation, biological process: regulation of DNA-templated transcription; DNA-templated transcription; animal gross anatomical part developmental process.